Messenger RNA from Dama dama (fallow deer), 3164 nucleotides. RefSeq names its product beta-1,4-galactosyltransferase 2 (gene B4GALT2). The record is from RefSeq and is a predicted model, not a curated record. The transcript is spliced from 6 exons. Bases 1329 to 2438 code for a protein of 369 amino acids. Gene Ontology annotation, biological process: carbohydrate metabolic process. NCBI's taxonomy places the organism in Eukaryota, Metazoa, Chordata, Mammalia, Artiodactyla, Cervidae. Gene Ontology annotation, molecular function: glycosyltransferase activity.
CCGGUCUUCGCUGCUUCCCGGUCCAGGGGUGCCACGUGUUCAGGCCACUCAGGCUUCCAGCCCCGCCCAAACUCACCUCGUAGCCUGACCGGCAGCCUGACCCCAAAACCCGUGACCCGGAGGGAGUGGUGGGAGUGUUUGCACGUGGGUCGGGGUGUUGUGAGCUGCCAGGGAGCCUGUCUGUGUGACACUGUUGAGUCCAGGAGCGCGGCUUUGUUUGUGAGUGGGUGACUCGGUGCAUUAUGUUACUGUCACCCAGGCGUGUCUGUGACUCUAUGUAGUUCUCUGUGUAUCUGAGUGCAGCUACAGUGUAUCUGACUGUAGCUGGGACCCAGGGUGUUUGUGUGGUUGUGUGAUAGAUACUGUGUAUCUGAGGGAGACUCAGCCUGCUCUCUGAAGCACUGCCAGAAGUGCCCCCAGAAGUGUUCCUGCUGUGGGACCCCCAGUUAAAGCCAUGGCCCAGGCAAAACCCUCUCCUGAUAUGUUGUCCCCAAGGGCCCAAGCAUUUUCCUUCCUGGGAAUCAGAACCAAUCCUUGAGGUCUUAUGGGAGGGCUGUCCUGGGCCCCAUCCUGUCUUUUUACCUCUUGCUCCAGAGGGAAGUGAUCCCAUAAACUUAUCUUGUUCAAAUUUGGGCCACCUGCAUGCUCAGGGCCACUUCCCAGCCUGCUCCCAGAUGGCCUGGCCUACUCGCCACUGGGACCUGACCAAAGAAAUCACUGCCCACCCCCAUGUUCCAGGAGGACUAAAUGAAGUCGAGUACAAAGUGCUCUGGCAUGGUAAAUACUCAGUAAAUGCUCUCCUUUCCUCGGACCAGGACUUCUGGGUUGAGGAUGCUGGCCUGUGGGCAUUUGUUCUCUGGGGCACAGAGAACCUGUGUGGGUCUGUACAUAAGUGUGUUUCUGUGUUCAGAUAUGAGCUGGUGUGAUCAGAGGUCACGUGCCCAUGAUCCAUGGUGGGAGUGGGGGGUGAAGUUGAGUAACAAGGGCACUUACCCAAGUGUGAGGGUAGGUGAGGCUCUCCAUGUGUAUGUGUGUCAGUGAGGAUGAGGAAGGAAAGCGUGUGUGGGUUAGUACUCUAGUGUGUGAAGAUGCAUGAGUAGUGAGUUGUCAGGGACCCUGUGUGUGUGUAUUUACAGGUAGAAUUUGUCAAAGGGUGUGAGCAGGUAAGUGUGAGGAUGCACGUCUAAGAAUGGGAGCAGUACACAGAAGGUGGGUGGGUGGCCCUGCCCCUCUGGCCCUGACCUGCUGGGUAUGUCUCUCUCCCACCCCUGCUCAGGCCGGCAGCCGGAUGCCCGGGCCCAUUGGGCGGGCCGGCGGCCGCCUGCGGGAUGAGCAGACUGCUGGGGGGGACGCUGGAGCGCGUCUGCAAGGCCGUGCUCCUUCUCUGCCUGCUGCACUUUCUCGUGGCCGUCAUCCUCUACUUUGACGUCUACGCCCAGCACUUGGCCUUCUUCAGCCGCUUCAGUGCACGCGGCCCCUCCCGUGCCCUCCACCCGGCCGCCAGCAGCAGCACCAACUGCUCUCGGCCAAACGCCACUGCCCCCAGCUCGGGGCUCCCCGAGGCUCCCAGCGCCCGGCCCGGCCCCACGGCUCCUGUCCUGCCACCCUGUCCUGACUCGCCGCCCGGCCUUGUGGGCCGACUGCUGAUUGAGUUCACCUCACCCAUGCCCCUGGAGCGGGUGCAGAGGGAGAACCCAGGUGUCCUCCUCGGUGGCCGCUAUACGCCGCCUGACUGCACCCCAGCCCAGACGGUGGCAGUCAUCAUCCCCUUUCGACACCGGGAACACCACCUGCGCUACUGGCUCCACUAUCUGCAUCCCAUCCUCAGGCGACAGCGACUACGCUAUGGCAUCUACGUCAUCAACCAGCACGGUGAGGACACCUUCAACCGGGCCAAGCUGCUCAACGUGGGUUUCCUAGAGGCGCUCAAGGAGGACUCCACCUACAACUGCUUCAUCUUCAGUGACGUGGACCUGGUCCCCAUGGAUGACCGCAACCUGUACCGCUGUGGUGACCAGCCCCGCCACUUUGCCAUUGCCAUGGACAAAUUUGGCUUCCGGCUGCCCUAUGCCGGCUACUUCGGAGGUGUGUCGGGCCUGAAUAAAUCCCAGUUCCUGAGAAUCAAUGGCUUCCCCAACGAGUACUGGGGCUGGGGUGGUGAGGAUGACGACAUCUUCAACCGGAUCUCCCUGGCUGGGAUGAAGAUCUCGCGUCCUGACAUCCGCAUAGGCCGCUACCGAAUGAUCAAGCACGACCGGGACAAGCAUAACGAGCCCAACCCUCAAAGGUUUACCAAGAUUCAAAACACGAAGCUGACCAUGAAGCGGGACGGCAUCGCGUCAGUGCGGUACCAGGUCUUAGAGGUGUCUCGGCAGCCACUCUUCACCAAUAUCACAGUGGACAUUGGGCGGCCCCCUUCAUGGCCUCCUCGGGGAUGAUACCAGUGGACAAAGGCUCCCAGUGCCAAGGAUUGCCUGUCAGAGGACUGACCUACAGCCUGGCUGGCAGUUGCUCUGUGGUGGAUCCCCCAGGACUGAGACUGUGGGCUCUGUUUUCUGAGGGUCUGCAGUAGGCACCCCCCAGCUGCACUUGGAAGUUUCAGAACCUACUUUGGGGGAGCUUCCAUCCUGGGCAGGCCCCUCAAGGGUGGCCGUCUCUGGGGUCAACCCCUCCUGCUCCUCCCUCCCCAGUUCAGCUCCCCUCACUGUCAGGGUUGGGUCAACCCCUGCACUGCCUCGCCGAGUGGCCUGGGCCAGGUCACUCCACCUCUCUGUGCCUCAGUUUCCCCCCCUUGAGUCCCCUAGGGCCUAGAAGAGUGGGAGGUAUGACUAGGGGGCAAUGUUGCUUCCAGGGGGAAUUCUCAGACCUGAGGAUCCCCCACACUCCCAGGGGAGGGGAAACCUUUUUCACUCAACAUUGUAGGGGGCAAACUCUGGGGCACCCCCUGCUGAGGAGCAGCCCCAGGAGGGGACCAGAGGGGGUGCUGUGUCGCUGCCUGGGAUCUUGGAGUUGGGCUUUGCAUGGGGGCGGAUGGGGCUUGGAUCAGUUGGGUUCCAGCCCCACCCCGCCUCUUAGAGAGAAGGCAGUAGCCCCAGGACCGGCUCGUGUUUGUACAUUGCACAGAAACUUGUGUGGGUGCUUUAGUAAAAAACGUGAAUGGAGAA